AACACCUGAAGUCUCAAGUUUAUUUUGUGAAGCUUAUAUAAAUCAGCAUGAUCAUGAAGGUAUCUAUGGCAAUGUGCAAACAGUCAUUGCCUCCUUCGACAACGUUAGACUUCGCUCUGGCGAGUUUUGGUCCCAAUAUGCUAACUCGAAACCCAUACGUCCCAAAGGAAAAAGUCGUGGUCAUCAUGGGCGCCACCGGAACAGGCAAGUCACGACUAUCCGUUGAUCUAGCCACACGUUUCCCAGCAGAGAUCAUAAACUCCGACAAGAUCCAAGUUCACCAAGGUCUCGACACCAUCACCAACAAGAUCACUGCCGAGGAGAGAUGUGGGGUACCGCACCAUCUCCUCAGUGUCCUGCCGCCUCAAGCCGACUUAACCGCCGCGAAUUUCUGCCACAUGGCAAAUCUCUCAGUUGAGUCUGUUCUUAACCGUGGAAAGCUUCCAAUCAUCGUUGGAGGUUCCAACUCUUACGUCGAGGCUCUAGUCGACGACGACGACUACAAAUUUAGGUCGAGAUACGAGUGUUGUUUCCUAUGGGUCGACGUGGCACUACCCGUUUUGCACGGGUUUGUGUCUGAGAGAGUUGACAAGAUGGUGGAGAAUGGAAUGGUUGAAGAAGCUAGAGAAUUUUUUGACUAUUCGGAUUAUGAUUACUCGAGAGGGAUAAAGAAAGCAAUCGGAGUUCCAGAGUUCGACAUAUUUUUCAGGAACGAACCCUUCUUGAACGUGGGAGACAGAGAAGAACUAUUAAAUAAAGUGGUCGAUGAAAUAAAGAGUAACACAUUUAAGUUAGCUUGCAAACAGAGAGAAAAGAUCGAACGGUUGAGAAAAAUCAAGAAGUGGUGCAUUCAGAGAUUGGACGCCACUCAAGUUUUCACAAGGCGUAGAUCAAAGGUGGAUGCUGACGUGGCGUGGGAGAGGCUGGUGGCUAGACCGAGCACCGAGGCUGUUUCACGGUUCUUGCUCGAUAUUGACAGCCCUCGAAUGUUGGUGGAACCAUCAACCGCAGCGGUAAGGGAACGCGAGAUGUCCCUAGUGGCGUAAUCAGCUGUAACCACAUACAGAUAACGCUGAAUCCGGAAAAUGUGGUUUAGAAAUAUUCUGAUGAUAUGGCAAUGAUUCAAGACUACUACUACGACGAGUGGGGAAAAAUAUAUGCUAGAAAAUAAAGUUAUAUUCGCGGCUUUAUAUCUUACUAUAUUACAUGCAUCAUUUAUAGUACUGUCAGAUACUGAAAUUUUGGCAUAACGGUUAUUCAGUAUUAUCUUCUACUUUUUUUUUGAUGCAAGUAAGACUGUAAGUGGAACGGUAUACUUGGAAUUGAGACUUGCCCACCUUGUAAUAACUAUUGAUUUUAAUAUUUCAACGUCUAUAAGCUGAAUGGGCUUGAAUUUGG
This is a messenger RNA of Eruca vesicaria subsp. sativa (arugula), 1398 nucleotides long. NCBI's taxonomy places the organism in Eukaryota, Viridiplantae, Streptophyta, Magnoliopsida, Brassicales, Brassicaceae. The record is from the annotation of a GenBank genome assembly.